GGCCACUUCCUGGUCUGGUUUGUCGGGGGAACGCAGAGCAGCAUCAAAUAUGGCUUAUUAUCGACCAACAUUUUGUUCAUUUAGGUUUUACAUUGUAAAACAAUAGGAGCUAUCGUGCACAAAGAGAAGGCAGAGAGCCGGUGGUAGUUGUCGCGAGCAGUGUUAACACUCUCGUCGCACUACGCACAGCUUGCUCUCUCCAGUGUGCUAGCUAGCUAGCUCACAUAGUAAAUAUUAGUUAGCCUAGCUAGCUUGCUUACUGUUGAUUGCUAAAAUGGCCACCAUGGAGAAAUUGAUGAAGGCCUUUGAGUCUUUGAAGUCAUUCCAGCAGCAGCAGGGACCACCAACCGCUGAGGAGCUUGUCCAGAGGCAGAAAAAAGAACAGGCUACUACAAAGAAGGACAGGGUCACCCACUGUCUGACAAUAUGUGAAAACAUCGUGGCUCAGUCUCUGAGAACGUCUCCAGAGUUUCAGAAACUGCUGGGCAUCGCUAUGGAGAUGUUCCUGCUCUGCAGUGAUGACAGCGAAUCAGAUGUCCGGAUGGUAGCUGACGAGUGCCUGAACAAAAUCAUUAAAGCACUGAUGGACUCCAACCUGCCUCGACUGCAGCUGGAGCUGUACAAAGAAAUUAAAAAGAAUGGUGCCUCUCGGAGUCUGAGGGCGGCUCUGUGGAGGUUUGCUGAGCUCGCUCACCUCAUCAGACCACAGAAAUGCAGACCCUACCUGGUGAACCUGCUGCCGUGCCUCUCCCGAAUCACCAAGCGGCAGGAGGAGACUGUGCAGGAGACUCUGGCUGCUGCGAUGCCCAAGAUCAUGUCCGCCUUGGGGCACUUCGCCAAUGACGGCGAGAUCAAGGUGCUGCUGAAGUCGUUUGUGGCCAACCUGAAGUCCAGCUCCCCGACCAUCAGACGCACAGCAGCCAGCUCCGCCGUCAGCGUGUGCCAACACUCCAGACGUGCCAGCUACUUCUACACCUGGCUCCUUAAUGUGCUGCUGGGUCUGCUGGUUCCUGUGGAUGAGGAGCAUCCCACACACCUAAUUCUGGGGGUCCUGUUGACCCUUCGCUACCUGAUGCCUCUGCUGCAGCAGCAGGUUAACACAUCCAGCCUCAAAGGAAGCUUCGGAGUCAUGAGGAAGGAGGCCGACGUCCAGCCCUCACCUGAGCAGCUCCUACAGGUGUACGAGCUGACCUUACACUACACGCAGCACUGGGAUCACAAUGUGGUCACGGCGUCUCUGGAGCUCCUGCAGCAGAUGUUCAGGACCCCCCCGCCAGAGCUCCUGCACAUGCUCAUCACAGCGGGCAGCAUCCUGCAUGGCUCCGUGUUCCGGCAGGACGCAGAGAGUCGUGCACGCUCCGGCAGCAUCCUGGAGCUCAUUGGUAAAAUGCUCUCUGGAGAGGAGGACGGCUUGGAGGAUGACGCUGAGAGAACAGAGGUCACAUUCACAGCGUCAGUCGUUGGUGCGGACGGCUCCUCGGCGGCCCAGGUGGACAUCAUAACCGAGCAGCCGCGCUCCUCCCAACAUACCCUGCAGCCCGGCGAGUCCACGGACCUCAGUGCCUCCUCGGAGCAGGGCGGCGGCGGAGGAGGCGGGACUUCGGCUUCAGACACUCCUGAGUCACCCAACGACAACGAGGAGGAAAUGCUCAGUCGCAGCUCCAGCGGUGGGGCCAACGUUACCCCAGAGACGGCCGACUACACCACCCCAGAGACGGAGGCAGUACCCUUAGGAGACGGCGGGCCUUUGCUCAGCACAAACGACCGCUCCCUUCCACCCAGCGACUCCUCGCAGACCACCACGGAGGGGCCGGACUCAGCUGUCACCCCUUCGGAUGUAGCAGAACUGGUGCUGGACGGCAGUGAGAGCCAGUACUCAGGGAUGCAGAUCGGGACAUUACAGGAUGAAGAAGAUGAAGGAGCAGCACCUUCCUCCCAGGAAGAGCCCCAGGAACCCUUCAUCCAGUCAGCUCUGGCUCUGAGCAAACCUCAUCUCUUCGACGGCCGAGGCCACAACCGGCAGGGUUCGGACAGCAGCGUGGACCGCUUCAUACCAAAGGACGAGCCCGCCGAACCUGAACCUGACAUCAAGCCAUCACGGAUAAAAGGUCCAAUCGGACAUUACACAGACCAAGGGGCGGAGCCACUGGUGCACUGUGUACGGCUUCUCGCUGCUUCCUUCCUACUGACGGGAGAGAAACAUGGUCUGACCCCUGACAAGGAGGUGCGAGUGAGCGUGAAGGCUCUGGCGGUCAGCUGCAUCGGGGCUGCAGCAGCGCUCCACCCUGAAGCCUUCUUUAAUUCCCUCUACCUGGAGCCGCUGGACGGCACUCCAGUAGUAGAACAGCAGUAUAUCAGUGACAUGCUGGGCCUGGCUGCCCACGGGGACCCCCAGAUCAGAGGGGCCAUAGCCAUCCUCUGCGGAGCCAUCAUACAAGCCGCACUCACCAAAACACGCUACAACAUACACAGCUGGCUGGCCAGUGUGCAGAGUGCAACAGGUAACCCUCUGUCCCUGGUGGACUUGUUGCCUUUGCUCCAGAGAACUCUGAAAGAUGAAUCCUCCGUCACCUGCAAGAUGGCUUGCUCUGCAGUGAGGCACUGCCUCAUGACCGUGUGCAGCAGUACCCUCAGUGAGCUGGGCCUGCAGUUGAUGAUAGACCUUCUUGCUCUGAGGGACUCGUCCUAUUGGCUCGUUCGCACUGAGCUCUUGGAGACUCUGGCAGAGAUGGACUUCCGGUUAGUGAAUUUCUUGGAGAGAAGAACAGAACAUUUGCACAAAGGGGAUCAUCACUACACUGGGCGGCUGUGCCUGCAGGACCGAGUCCUGAACGAUUUGGUCAUCCGUCUGUUGGGAGAUGACGACCCCAGAGUCCGACACGUGGCAGCGUCAGCUGUCAGCAGGAUGGUUUCCAGAUUGUUCUACGACUGCGACCAGGGUCAAGUGGACCCAGUAGUGGCGAUUGCCCGGGACCAGAGUUCAGUCUACCUGCAGCUGCUGAUGCACGAGGCCCAACCCCCCUCCCAGUUCACAGUUAGUACCAUCACAAGGACGUACAGAGGCUACAACUUGUCCAACAACGUGUCUGAUGUCACAAUCGAGAACAAUUUGUCCAGAGUCGUCACCGCCAUCUCCCACGCUUUCACCUCCUCUACCUCCAAAGCCCUGACUUUUGGCUGCUGUGAGGCCUUAUGCCUCCUGGCUACACAUUUCCCAGUGUGCACCUGGAGUACAGGCUGGCACUGCGGCUAUGUGAGCUCCAGCAGCAGCUUCUCUUCCCGCUCUAGUCUGAACCGCAGCAGGGGCCGGGCCCUCAGUGUGUCGCAGACCGGCAGUGCUCCAGCCUCUUCAGCCUCCUCCUCGUCUGCACCCGACACUGAGCGCAGGACUCUGACAGUAGGCAUGGCCAACAUGGUGCUCUCCUUACUCUCCUCCGCCUGGUUUCCACUUGAUCUGGCCUCACACCAAGAUGCACUUUUGCUGUCUGGCAAUCUGCUUGCUGCUGUGGCUCCUAAAUGCAUGCGUAACCCCUGGGCUGGAGAGGAGGAAGGCAGCAGUGGUAGCACCAACGCCAGUGGAGGCCCCAACAAGAUGGAGGAGCCCUGGGCAGGGCUGUCGGAGCGCUCCCUGGUGGCCAUGGUGGAGCAGCUCUUCUCCCACAUACUGAAGAUCCUCAACAUCUGCGCCCACGUGCUGGACGACACCCCCCCCGGACCAGCUAUUAAAGCCACCCUCCCCUCCUUGAGCAACACCCCCUCCCUCAGUCCCAUCAGGAGGAAAGGCAAGGAGAAGGAUAUUGUGGAGCCCAGUGCUGCCCCCAUGAGCCCAAAGAAAAGUGUUGACAUCAACACAGGCAGGCCAGCAGACGGCACGGGGUCCACCGCCGUAAACAAGUCUACCACCGUCGGCAACUUCUACCACCUGCCCACCUACCUCAAGCUCUACGACGUCCUCAAAGCUACACACGCCAACUACAAGGUGACGCUGGACCUCCACAGUAGUCAGGAGAAGUUUGGAGGAUUUCUGCGUUCAGCUCUAGAUGUUCUCUCUCAGCUCCUGGAGCUCACCACACUACAUGACAUCAGCAAGUGUGUGGAGGAAAUCUUGAGCUACCUCAAGUCCUGCUUCUCCAGAGAACCCACCAUGGCGACAGUUUGUGUACAACAGCUGUUGAAGACCCUGUUUGGCACCAACCUGGCCUCUCAGUGCGAGAGCGUCCUGAGCGGACCCAGCCGCUCCCAGGGCAAGGCUCUGCGCCUCGGCUCCUCCAGCCUGCGACCCGGCCUCUACCACUACUGCUUCAUGGCGCCGUACACGCACUUCACCCAGGCUUUAGCCGACGCUAGCCUACGCAACAUGGUGCAGGCCGAACAGGAGCAGGACACCUCUGGAUGGUUUGAUGUGAUGCAAAAAGCUUCGAACCAGCUGAGGUCCAACAUUGCAAACGCGACACGCCAAAGAGGAGACAAGAAUGCCAUCCACAACCACAUCCGUCUGUUUGAGCCGCUGGUCAUCAAAGCUCUGAAGCAGUACACCACCAGCACCUCGGUGGCGCUGCAGAGACAAGUCCUGGACCUGCUCGCACAGCUGGUGCAGCUCAGAGUCAACUACUGCCUGCUGGACUCUGAUCAGGUGUUCAUAGGGUUUGUCCUGAAGCAGUUUGAGUACAUUGAAGUGGGACAGUUCAGAGAUUCGGAGGCCAUCAUCCCCAACAUCUUUUUCUUCCUGGUGCUCCUUUCAUACGAGCGCUACCACUCCAAGCAGAUAAUCAGCAUCCCCAAGAUCAUCCAGCUGUGUGACGGCAUCAUGGCGAGCGGCAGGAAAGCUGUCACACAUGCCAUCCCAGCCCUGCAGCCAAUAGUCCACGACCUGUUUGUGCUGAGGGGCUCCAACAAAGCAGACGCAGGCAAAGAGUUGGAAACACAGAAAGAGGUGGUGGUCUCCAUGCUGCUCAGACUGGUGCAACACCAUCAGGUGUUGGAGAUGUUCAUCCUCGUGCUGCAGCAGUGUCACAAAGAGAAUGAAGACAAGUGGAAGCGAUUGUCAAGGCAGAUUGCUGACGUCAUUCUUCCCAUGAUUUCUAAGCAGCAGAUGCACCUGGACUCUCCGGAGGCGUUGGGGGUGUUGAACACUCUCUUUGAGACGGUGGCCCCCUCCUCUCUCCGACCUGUGGACAUGCUGCUCAAGAGUAUGUUCACCACCCCGGUUACCAUGGCUUCUGUAGGGACGGUGCAGCUGUGGGUGUCGGGGAUCCUGGCGGUGCUCCGGGUGCUCGUCUCCCAGUCUACUGAGGACAUCGUCCUGUCCCGGGUCCACGAGCUCUCCCUCACCCCUCAUCUCCUCUCCUGCCACACGAUCCGCCGCCUGCAUCAGCAGAGCCCCUCCCCAAGCGACCCCCCCGCUGCCGACACACUCUGCGGCCAGGACGGUGAGGCACAAAAAGCCCUGCCUGAGGAAACCUUCGCCAGGUUCCUGCUGCAGCUGGUAGGAGUGUUGCUGGAUGACAUUUCCUCCAGACAGGUUAAAGUGGACAUUACGGAGCAGCAGCACACCUUCUACUGCCAGCAGCUGGGCACCCUGCUCAUGUGUCUCAUACAUGUCUUCAAAAGUGGUAUGUUCCGCAGGAUCACCGCUGCAGCUACCCGCCUCCUAAAGGGUGAGGGUGGGGGUGUGCAGCCUGGAGCAGAGGCUGGCCUGUUUUACCCUUUAGAGGCUCUGAACAGCAUGGUGCAGUGGAUGAUUACCACCCACCCCUCCCUGGUGCUGCUGUGGUGCCAGGUCCUCCUCAUCAUUGACUACACCAACUACUCGUGGUGGGCAGAGGUGCACCAGACACCCAGGAGACAAAGCCUCUCGUGCACAAAGCUGCUGAGCCCUCACUCCUCAGGGGAAGGAGAAGAGGAGAAGCAUGAGACCCGGUUAGCCAUGGUCAACCGAGAGAUCGUCCGAAGGGGAGCGCUCAUCCUCUUCUGUGACUACGUGUGUCAGAACCUCCAUGACUCUGAGCAUCUGACAUGGCUGAUCGUCAACCAUGUGCAGGACCUCAUCAGCCUUUCCCAUGAGCCUCCAGUGCAGGAUUUCAUCAGCGCUGUGCAUCGUAACUCAGCUGCCAGCGGGCUCUUCAUCCAGGCCAUCCAGUCCCGCUGUGACAACCUCAGUGCUCCUACCAUGUUGAAGAAGACUCUGCAGUGUUUGGAAGGCAUCCACCUGAGUCAGUCCGGCUCCCUGCUGGUGCUGUACGUGGACAAGCUGCUCAACACGCCCUUCAGGGUUCUGGCUCGCAUGGUGGACACACUGGCGUGUCGCAGGGUGGAGAUGCUGCUGGCUGAGACACUACAGAACAGUAAAGCUCAGGUGCCUGUGGAGGAGCUCAACAGGAUCCAGGAAUACCUCCAGACCAGCGGCCUAGCUCAGAGGCAUCAGAGGUUCUACUCCCUGCUGGACAGGUUCAGAGCCACUGUUACCGACACCUGCAGCCCCACGCCUCCUGUGACAUCACACCCCCUCGACGGAGACCCGCCUCCUGCCCCAGAGCUGGUUAAUGCAGAUAAGGAGUGGUACGUGGCUCUAGUGAAGUCUCAGUGUUGUCUCCGUGGAGAUGUUUCCCUGUUGGAGACGACAGAACUCCUCACCAAACUGCCUCCCGCUGACCUCUUAAACAUCAUGAGCUGCAAGGAGUUCAACCUAAGCCUGCUGUGUCCAUGCCUGAGUAUGGGGAUGCAGCGGUGUGCCCGGGGUCAGGGGUCCCUCUUGUUAGAGACAGCCUUGCAGGUGACCCUAGAGCGGCUCGAGGGGGUCACCGGGUCACUUCCUGUCCCGCACCAGUCCUUCCUGCCACCCGCCCAGCCACAGCCCUACUGGAAACAACUAGCUGAUGUGUAUGAUGAGCCAGGUUUCUACCCCAGGGUUCUGUCGCUGUGCAGAGCGCUGUCCCAGUACCUGCUGAGUGUGAGCCAGCUGCCCUCCUCACUACACAUCCCCCCUGACAAGGAACACCUCAUCACCUCUUUCACCUGCACUGCUGCAGAGGUGGUGGCGUGGCGUCUGCUCCAGAACCAGCUGCCCCUCAGUGUGGACCUGCAGUGGGCUCUGUCCUGCCUGUGCCUGGCCCUGCAGCAGCCCUGCGUCUGGAACAAACUCUCAACUGCGGAGUACGCCACGCACACCUGCUCCCUCAUCUACUCUCUACGCCUCAUCAUCGUUGCAGUUGCUGUGAGUCCUGGUGACCAGCUUCUGCAUCCGGAGAAGAAGAAGACGAGGGCAGAGAGAGACGCCGAAGGAGACGAGGUGGACACGGCACAUGCUGACCACAUUUGCGAGUGGCAAGCAUGCGAGAUCAUGGCGGAGCUGGUGGAAGGCCUGCAGAGCAUCCUUUCCCUGGGUCACCAUAGAAACAGUGCAUUUCCCGCUUUCCUCACACCAACCCUGCGCAACAUUGUCAUCAGUCUAUCCCGGCUGCCUCUGGUCAACAGCUACACCCGAGUACCUCCACUGGUUUGGAAACUGGGCUGGUCCCCUCAGCCAGGAGGAGAGUACGGCACCACGCUGCCUGAGAUCCCUGUGGACUUCCUGCAGGAAAAGGAUGUCUUCAGAGAGUUCCUCUACCGCAUCAACACACUGGGCUGGAGCAGCAGGACUCAGUUUGAGGAGACCUGGGCCACACUGCUGGGGGUGCUGGUCACCCAACCCAUCACUAUGGACCAGGAGGAGGAGACGCAGCAGGAGGAGGACUUGGAGCGAACCCAGUUGAAUGUGUUGGCAGUGCAGGCCAUCACCAGCCUGGUGCUGAGUGCCAUGACCCUGCCCACUGCUGGCAACCCUGCAGUCAGCUGUCUGGAACAGCAGCCCCGCAACAAGAGCCUCAAAGCCCUGGAAACACGGUUUGGAAGGAAACUGGCAGUGAUCAGAGGCGAGGUGGAGAGAGAGAUUCAGUCUCUUGUGUCGAAGAGAGACAACGUCCACACACACCACCCGUACCACGCCUGGGACCCUGUGCCCUCGCUGUCGGCAGCCUCCGCUGCAGGCACACUGAUCAGCCAUGAGAAGCUGCUGCUUCAGAUCAACACAGAGAGGGAGAUGGGAAAUAUGGACUACAAACUAGGACAGGUCUCCAUCCACUCAGUGUGGCUAGGUAACAACAUCACCCCACUGAGAGAGGAAGAAUGGGGGGAGGAUGAAGAAGAUGAAGCAGACACUCCAGCCCCCACCUCCCCGCCCACAUCUCCUAUCAACUCCAGGAAGCACCGUGCAGGAGUGGACAUUCAUUCAUGUUCCCAGUUCCUCCUGGAGCUCUACAGUCAGUGGCUGAUCCCCGGCUCCCCGAGCAACAGGAGGACCCCGACCAUCCUCAUCAGUGAGGUGGUCCGAUCGCUGCUGGCGGUGUCGGACCUGUUCACAGAGAGGAACCAGUUCGACAUGAUGUUCUCCACCCUGAUGGAACUGCAGAAGCUCCACCCCCCAGAGGACGAGAUCCUCAACCAAUACCUGGUGCCUGCCAUCUGCAAGGCUGCCGCCGUCCUGGGAAUGGACAAAGCAAUAGCGGAGCCCGUGUGCCGCCUGUUGGAGACCACCCUGCGCAGCACCCACCUGCCCAGCCGCAUGGGGGCUCUGCAUGGGGUGCUGUACGUGUUGGAGUGUGACCUGCUGGACGACACGGCCAAACAGCUCAUUCCCACCAUCUCCGAGUACCUGCUGUCCAACCUGCGGGCCAUCGCUCACUGUGUGAACCUGCACAACCAGCAGCAUGUGUUGGUGAUGUGCGCCGUGGCCUUCUACAUGAUGGAGAACUACCCUCUGGACGUAGGGGCUGAGUUUAUGGCUGGCAUUAUACAGGUGUGUGGUGUGAUGGUGUCGGCCAGCGAGGACUCCACCCCCUCCGUCAUCUACCACUGUGUGCUGCGGGGCCUGGAGCGCCUGCUGCUGUCGGAGCAGCUGUCCCGCGUGGACGGAGAAGCGCUGGUCAAACUCAGCGUGGAUCGAGUCAACAUGCCGUCGCCACACAGAGCCAUGGCUGCCCUGGGCCUCAUGCUCACCUGCAUGUACACCGGCAAGGAGAAAGCCAGCCCUGCCAGUCGCCCCGCCCACUCUGACCCUCAGGCCCCGGACAGCGAGUCCAUCAUUGUUGCCAUGGAGAGGGUCUCUGUGCUCUUUGACAGGAUCCGGAAAGGUUUACCCAGCGAGGCUCGGGUCGUGGCCAGGAUCCUUCCCCAGUUUCUGGACGAUUUCUUCCCCCCACAGGACGUCAUGAACAAGGUCAUCGGAGAGUUCCUGUCCAAUCAGCAACCUUACCCACAAUUCAUGGCCACUGUCGUCUACAAGGUGUUCCAGACCCUCCACGCCACAGGACAGUCCUCUAUGGUGAGAGACUGGGUGCUGCUGUCCCUGUCUAACUUCACCCAGAGGACGCCGGUGGCCAUGGCGAUGUGGAGCCUCUCCUGUUUCUUCGUCUCCGCCUCCACCUCCCAGUGGAUCUCUGCCCUACUGCCACAUGUGAUCAGCCGUAUGGGCUCCAGCGAGGUGGUGGACGUCAACCUGUUCUGCCUGGUGGCCAUGGACUUCUACCGGCACCAGAUCGACGAGGAGCUCGACCGCAGGGCCUUCCAGUCCGUGUUCGAGACCGUGGCCUCGCCGGGGAGCCCCUACCACCAGCUGCUGGGCUGCCUGCAGUCCAUCCACCAGGACACGUCCCUCUGAGGGGGGGGGGGGGAACAUGGAGGCAGACGGAGAGAGGCGGGGGGCAACGGAGCACGGGGAGAAAAGUGGAUUAGAGUGGGAAAUGUGGUAGGGCGAGAAAUGAGAUCUCCAUUUACUCCUCCCCAUUAUAGCUGGAGGGGAAUGUUUCAUUAGAAAGGUCUGCUGUAGCCCGUUCCCUCCUGAAAUGAGAACUACUGAUGAAUUCAGUAGAGCAAGCAGAAAGAAAAACAAAAAGUAGCUCAACGUUGUGGACAAAAUGUCUAAACCGUUCACCUAGAUGAAGGACACCGGCUGCAAAUCCUUCAAACUGUGGUUCCACCUACAACCACACCCCCCCACCCACAGACCAUUCCUCCGAACGACGGCACCUUGAACACCUCCUCCCACCCAGCACCUUGAUUAAAAAAAAAUAACAUUAAUCAAACACAGAGAUUGGAUUAGUUUAUUUUCCUGUGAGGACUUGCUUGAGUAUUGUGAUGUCAGUAAAGUCAAAUAGAAGAAAAAGAAAAUUAGAAAAUGCAUAGUAUUUACUAUAUUUAAAGUUUCAAUGCAUCUAUUUUUCAGUGCGUUUAGUAAAGAGUGCUUAAGGUCGGGUUAGGACAAUGGGCUGACACAAAUGCCUGCAUAAUGUUGUUGAUAAUUAUAAUCUCUAAAGACCUUUUUUAUAUUUAUGUUACUCUGGGUCAUUCUCUGACACACCCGAGUUGAAUAGUAAAUCUUUUAUGUGUAAGAAUGAUCACUAAUAGCCAUAUCAUUUUUUUUCUUUCUCCAGUGACGAGAAAAUGGAUGUUAUUUUGUCAAAGGACAUUUCUGUAUCUGUGCAGGCAUUCUGGAUGUUAUAAAGAACUACAGGUAAAAACCUCUCACUCUUUUGAGUUUUCCAAAUUCUACAUAUUUGUAGCCCUUUCACAACACUAAAGAGGGUGGGAAAUACCAAGCAAAAAAUACCAAAAUUGCAGUGAUGUCUAAUUGUUUCAACCAGUAGCAUGCGGGGAAAGUAUUUCCUCCUAUGACUUUUAUCAUAUUGCUAAAGUCCGUGUUUUUUCAUUCGUUAUUUUUCAAGUCUUGUGUGCUCCCCAUGCACCUGAAUGAUUCCACCUGUCCAUUUCCUGUACUCUUUUAAUUCUCAGGAUGUAAGAUGUGACUUUUAAUGUUGUACUAAGACUGGAAGUGAUUUGCAGUCUUUAAAUGGAUUUACAUUUGUAUCUUGUAAAAAAAAUAUAUAUUGUAAAGUAGUAUGAAAGCCAUGGUGCAUGAUGAAGUAAGAUCUGUGUUAAGAGGAGAGAUGUUUAAAAUAGACGGUAAGAUAAUGUGAAUGUUUUUCUGUCUUAACACAUAUUCAUGAUGAGAAAAUCACUCGGCAGAAAGUAUUUUAUUGAAGACUUGACCUCGAGUUGCCUGGGGAGCGUUACUCUGUACAUACACUUGCCUUAGAUAAAGACUGAAUAUAUGUAUGUCCUGUACACUGAAAGCUUGAAAGCAUGCUUAGCGUUAAUGCUAAUUUUCUUGCAUAGUCCUUAAUACUGUAUUCCCGCAGAGGGUAUGGUUGCCAUGAGUGGAAGAGAUGUGACGCAAUCCAAAGGGAGCCUUGUAACCUUAGCGAUCAACCGCAGCUUUGACAAAUCAACAGAUGAGAAAGUGUAGCCUAGCGAUGCCACGGUGACGGCGGGAGCUUUUCUGUUUUUGUGUUGAAUUUUAAAUAUUUCACUCAUCGUUGUGCAGAAUAUUAAAUACACCAAGCACUUACACUUGGACUAACUCAUG
Molecule: messenger RNA, 11458 nt
Organism: Trematomus bernacchii (emerald rockcod)
Lineage: Eukaryota; Metazoa; Chordata; Actinopteri; Perciformes; Nototheniidae
Gene: htt
Product: huntingtin
Cellular component (GO): nucleus; cytoplasm
Source: RefSeq, a predicted model, not a curated record